Messenger RNA from Telopea speciosissima, 1749 nucleotides. RefSeq names its product pentatricopeptide repeat-containing protein At4g02820, mitochondrial. The transcript has 3 exons. Gene Ontology annotation, molecular function: protein binding. NCBI's taxonomy places the organism in Eukaryota, Viridiplantae, Streptophyta, Magnoliopsida, Proteales, Proteaceae. Gene Ontology annotation, cellular component: mitochondrion. The coding region runs from base 132 to 1670 and encodes 512 amino acids. The record is from RefSeq and is a predicted model, not a curated record.
GUCUUCGCGGGUUUAAAACUUUAUGAAGAGUAGUCACUGGUGUUUUUUGCUUCACGUUCGACGUUUUCCAUCUCGGUGAAACAAAAUUUUCUCAGCACAGUUGAGGAUUGCAUCAACUUGGAGGUCAGAAAAUGUUGGGCCGUUGUGCACGGACAGCUAUUACAGCUGGGCGCAUGUUUUCGGGUGAGGCAAUGGUGGAAGCUGUAUCAAAUGGUGGCAGCCAUAGCACCAGAGCAAACACUGGUGGACAGGACACGAUAGGACGAAGGCUUCUCACUCUCAUAUACCCGAAACGCAGUGCAGUUGUCACUAUCCAAAAAUGGAUUGAAGAAGGUAAAUCUGUCCGCAAGUAUGAGCUUAAUCGUGUUGUUCGAGAGCUUCGAAAGCUUCAGCGUUACAAACAUGCACUUGAGGUAUGUGAAUGGAUGACUGUUCGACGAGACAUGAAGCUGUUACCAGGGGACUAUGCCAUCCAUUUGGACUUAGUUGCAAAAGUCCGUGGCUUGGCUAGUGCAGAAAAGUUCUUCGAAGAUCUUCCUGAGAAAAUGAAGGGACAACCUACCUGUGGUGCUCUUCUUCACACCUAUGUACAGAACAAGUUGUCUGUUAAGGCUGAAGCUUUGAUGGAGAAAAUGUCAGAAUGUGGAUUUCUGAAAAAUUGUCUUCCUUAUAACCACAUGCUAUCCUUGUAUAUCUCAAAUGGAGAGUUGGAGAAGGCUCUGGCAAUGAUUCAGGAGUUGAAGAAGAAAACAUCCCCGGAUGUGGUUACAUACAAUCUUUGGUUAAAGAUAUGUGCUUUGCAGAAUGAUGUCAAGGGUGCUGAACAGGUCUACCUUGAACUGAAAAUGUCAAAAGUAUUGGGAGACUGGGUUACAUACAGCGUGUUGUCCAGCUUGUACAUAAAAAAUGAUCUGCUUGAGAAGGCAACACAUACCUUGAAAGAGAUGGAGAAAAGGGUUUCUCGAAAAGAACGCGUUGCUUAUCCAUCCCUUGUUAGUUUGCAUGCAAGCAAGGGUGAUAAGGAUCAGGUCUACCAAGUAUGGAAGAAGCUUAAGUCAACCUUUCAUAAGAUGAAUGAUGCUGAGUAUACCUGUAUGAUAGCGUCAUUGUUGAAACUUGGAGAAUUUGAGGAAGCUGAGAAUAUCUAUACGGAGUGGGAAUCUGUGUCCGGGACUAGAGACUCUAGGAUUCCUAAUUUGCUCCUUGCAGCUUACAUUAACAAUGAUCAGAUGGAGAAGGCAGAGAGUUUUUACAACCGUAUGGUGGAAAAAGGCAUUGCACCUUCUUACAAUACUUAUGAACUUCUCACAUGGGGUUAUUUGGGUAAGAAGAAGAUGGACAAAGUCCUAGACUACUUUGAGAAAGCCGUCAAGAGUGUGAAGAAAUGGGAUCCCGAUCAUAAAAUGGUCAGCGAAAUAUACAGUCACCUUGAGAAGGAAGCGAAUGUUGACGAUGCAGAGCAGUUCUUGGUUAUCCUUCAAAAUGCUGGCCAUGUGAGCACACAGAUCUAUAACUCUCUGCUGCGGACAUAUGUGAAUGCUGGGAAGAUGCCUCUUAUUGUUGCUGAACGCAUGAAUAAGGAUAAUGUUCAGUUGGAUGAAGAGACACACCAGCUCAUUAAAUCAACAAGCAAACUUUGUGUAGGUGAAAUUUCUGGAAUCUUUUCUUGAGAGAUGCAAAACCAUUGAAUGCACCUUUAAGGAAGGAUAUGGUGCAGAUUAGAGGAUUUGACAGAACAAGGGGUAGACU